CUGCCGAAUGUCGAUGACUUCAAGGUGGUCGGAAUAAAUAAUCAUGCGACCUUCCACGGCUUUGGUGCUCUGUGCUGCAGCCGUUGGGCUAACGCAUGCUCACGCUGGUCAUGACCAUGUAGAGGAUACCACCGAGCCAUUCAUUGGUUGGACCAAGGAAGACCUGGAUGCCAAAUGGGGGACAGAUUGGGGAUUCAGCGGCAUCUCAACCUUUGCCCACCUCCAACACGAGCGCUGUCUCCAACACCCGGAAGUGGAAUACGACAUCGCCAUCCUCGGAGUCCCGUUCGACACCGCCGUCACCUACCGCCCAGGCGCCCGGUUCGGCCCACGAGCAAUCCGCGCAGCGUCCGCACGACAGACCAGCUUUCGAGCCUACAAUCCUCGAGCGGGGGUCAAUCCUUACUUGGAAUGGGCCAAAAUCAUCGAUUGCGGCGACAUUCCCGUCACUCCUUUCGACAACACUUUGGCGCUGCGACAGAUGACGGAGGCGUAUACCAAUCUCGCGCACAGCUCGCCUUCUGCGGCGAACAAGGACUCUCCUGUAAAGUAUCGACGGACGCCUAAAUUGUUCACUCUAGGCGGAGAUCAUUCCAUUGCGCUCCCGACACUACGCGCGUUAAACAAAAUCUACGGCGAAGUUGCGGUCGUGCACUUCGACGCUCACCUCGACACCUGGCACCCGGCCAAAUACCCCUCCGCAUGGGUCGACAAAGACGACCCGUUCCCCGUCUCCUUCUUCACACACGGCACCAUGUUCUGGAUCGCACACAACGAAAGUCUGAUUCAAAAAGGCAAAUCCGUGCACGGCGGACUCCGCACCCGACUGACAGGGAUCGAAGACAACGAAGACGACGACGCGCAAGGCUGGCUGCGCUUCACAGCAGACGACAUCGACGAUCUUGGCGUCGCGACGAUGGCGCGCAGGAUCGUGGAGCAUGUCGGCACCGAGACGCCGGUGUACUUGUCGAUUGAUAUUGAUGUUAUUGAUCCCGGGUUGGCGCCGGGGACGGGCACGCCGGAGCCCGGGGGGUGGACGACGAGGGAGUUGAUAAGGGUGUUGAGGGGGAUUGAGAGUUUGAAUGUGGUGGGGGCGGAUGUUGUCGAGGUUUCGCCGAGUUAUGAUGGGGCGGGGGAGGUGACUGCUCUUGCGGCGGCGCAGGUUGCGUUUGAGGUGUUGACGAGUAUGGUUAAGCGGGGGAUGGAUGAGGGUGGGAAGGCGGGCGGUGCGGGUGUUGUUCGAGACGAGCUGUAGACGAUAGUAUGCAAACGCCGUAUUUCUCAG
Neohortaea acidophila is the source of this 1285-nucleotide messenger RNA. Its product is annotated as arginase family-domain-containing protein. The coding region runs from base 44 to 1255 and encodes 403 amino acids. The transcript has 2 exons. Lineage: Eukaryota; Fungi; Ascomycota; Dothideomycetes; Mycosphaerellales; Teratosphaeriaceae. Gene Ontology annotation, molecular function: metal ion binding; agmatinase activity. The record is from RefSeq and is a predicted model, not a curated record.